AUGCUGAAGAUGCCAACCAUCAAAGGAACCCGAAAACGCCUGGCUUCACAAUUUGAGCCGCGCAAGCCACGAGACAAUGCCGUCUACUCAAUUGUUUUAGGCACUGCUGGUGCUGACCAUCAGUUGGUGAAGACCAUCGACACAGCAGCAGCCCCUAGCCCCUCGGUGGGUACCACGUCCACAACCCCGGGGGGUUUCGACAGCAAAGCCGAGCAGGGUGAAGCAGUCGCUGAUUACGACGUCAAAGAGGAUAUGUGGUCCAAUGUUGAAUACAAACCUGAUGGUGUGGUAGGUCCUGAACCAAGAAGCAUGACGGUGCUGGUACCCAUCAAGACUGGUUCGGGCCGCGAACUGCUAGUGGCCAUGGUUUGGCGAAGGAUCACAAAGCGAAUCUGGGUCAUGUCGGAGCUGGUUGAAUGUUUUCAGACGUUUUGGGCGUUUGAUGUGAGCAAUGAGAAAUGGUUCCUGACGGAACUGAAUGACCAAGAACCUGCUCCAGGUUCACGAGACCGCUUUGAUACCGACAUUUGGGUCAGUGACGAAGCAAAAGGAGAUCGAGUCAUCGUACAUGGAGAACUCCACAAUAGCAAUCAACAACUGAAUGAUGCGUGGAUGUUCCAAAUCUUCCGGGCCGGAUAUGUGAACCAGUUGCAAUACGUCAACCAGCAACAGUCGGCCUCACUGGCAUAUUCUCUUAGAUGUGUAAAUCCAGCAUCACUGCUCGGCCGCAAUGAGGCUGAGUAUUAG
Molecule: messenger RNA, 747 nt
Organism: Rhinocladiella mackenziei CBS 650.93
Lineage: Eukaryota; Fungi; Ascomycota; Eurotiomycetes; Chaetothyriales; Herpotrichiellaceae
Exons: 2
Coding region: 1-747 (248 amino acids)
Molecular function (GO): protein binding
Source: RefSeq, a predicted model, not a curated record